UCCAAGGAUGGCCGCUGCUGCUGCUGCGGGUAUAAACAAGCCAGGGGCCGCCGCAGCAAUGGAAUCGGGUCCCCGAUAUAGUAGGGGCACCGCGGGGAACACAGUAAAGGUUCUAGAGUGUGGAGUCUGUGAAGACGUUUUUUCGCUCCAGGGGGAGAAGGUUCCGCGACUGCUGCUUUGUGGUCACACUGUCUGUCAUGAUUGCCUGACGCGGCUACCGUUGCAUGGCAGGGCCGUGCGCUGCCCCUUCGACAGACAGGUCACAGAGCUGGGAGAUUCAGGUGUUUGGGGUCUGAAGAAGAAUUUUGCUUUGUUGGAGCUUUUGGAGAGGUUGCAAAAUGGAGCCUCAAACCAGUCCGGUAUUACUGAGGAUGCGCUCAAGGAGAUGGGUGAGCGCAUCAUCCGCUGCGACGAGGACGAGAGCCACACAGCGUCCAUGUACUGCACAGUGUGUGCCACGCACCUGUGCGCCGAGUGCUCUCUGCUCACACACUCCACGCGCACGCUGGCCAAACACCGGCGCGUGCCGCUGGAGGACAAGCCCCACGAACGCACGCUCUGCCCGCAGCACCAGGUGCACGCCAUCGAGUUCGUCUGCCUGGAGGACGGCUGCCUGCCGGGACCCCUCAUGUGCUGUGUCUGCAAGGAGUACGGCAAGCACCAGGGACAUAAGCAUGCAGUGUUGGAGGCUGAGGCUAACCAGAUCCGUGCUUCCAUCCUGGACAUGGCACACUGCAUCCGCACCUUCACGGAGGAGGUGUCCGAGUACUCCCGCAAGCUGGCCGGCAUUGUCCAGCAGAUAGAGGGGGGUGAGCAGGUGGUGGAGGACAGCAUUGGCAUGUCUCACACAGAACAUUCAUACAAUCACUUGCAUGUGGUUUCCUGUCAGGUUCCUGGCACGGCAGAGAGUGCUCGCUCGUGUGUGCGGGCAUACUUCGCCGAGCUGCACGAGACCCUGUGUCGGCAGGAGGAGAUGGCUCUGAGUGUGGUGGACGCUCACGUGCGUGAGCGCCUCAUCUGGCUCCGGCAGCAGCAGGAGGACAUGACCAUCCUCCUGUCUCAGGUGUCCACAGCAUGCCUGCACUGUGAGAAAACCCUGCAGCAGGAUGAUUGCAGGGUGGUGUUGGCAAAGCAGGAAAUAAAUCGGCUACUGGAGACCUUACAGAAACAGCAGCAGCAGUUCACCGAGUUGGCCGACCAUAUCCAGCUAGACGCAGGCAUUCCUGUUACCUUUACUAAGGACAACCGUGUGCACAUUGGGCCAAAGAUGGAGAUCCGUGUGGUCACUCUGGGCCUGGAUGGUGCUGGGAAGACCACCAUUCUCUUCAAGUUGAAGCACGAUGAGUUCAUGCAACCCAUUCCCACCAUAGGUUUUAACGUGGAAACAGUGGAGUACAAAAACCUCAAGUUCACCAUUUGGGAUGUAGGGGGGAAGCACAAACUUCGCCCCCUGUGGAAGCACUACUAUCUGAACACCCAAGCGGUGGUGUUUGUUAUCGACAGCUGUCACAGAGAUAGGCUGAUGGAGUCCCAUAGUGAGCUGGCCAAGCUGCUUACAGAGAAGGAACUGCGAGAUGCACUACUGCUCAUCUUUGCCAACAAACAGGAUGUGGCAGGCGCCGUGUCUGUGGAGGAGAUGACUGAGCUGCUGAGUUUACACAAACUGUGCUGCGGCCGCAGCUGGCACAUCCAGGGCUGCGACGCGCGCAGCGGCCUCGGCCUCCACGAGGGUCUCGACUGGCUCUCCAGGCAGCUGGUGGCAGCCGGUGUGCUGGACGUCGCCUGAGGACAGACCCUUUUGACCUGACUUCAGACUACCCCCCCCCCCCCCCCCCUUUACUUGUAGUGAUAUCCACAACCAUCCAAUAGCCAUGAGAAAUCAUCCAGCAUUCACACAAUCCCAGUAGACGCCUUCACUUCCUGUAAGCAUCACAAGACCGUCAACCCUCCUCACUCAUCCUCAUCCUCCACUGUUAGUCACUUAAUAUUACUCACCAUUCCAAGAAAAAAAGUAAGAAAAAAAAAAUCACACCAAAUCCAUCCUCUCCAAACACCUGAGAGUGUUUCUCCAAUCCAAUGCAAUUCCGGUGAUCUGCCUGAGAAACUGUAAAUGUUGAAUGAUGGCAGUUACGAUGCUCCCGGUCUUUUGAAGCUUCCUCAUCAUCUUAUUCAGUAGAGCUCUCCGAGUAGAUUUGGAUGUCGUUAUAUACAGCCCCAACUCUACUGACCCAACCCAGGCCUGGUCGGGAGGCUGAGGACAGAGGAAGGAACCAAACUGGCCUGCCAUCGUGGUUCUUCUCAGCCAAAUCUCCAGUGCCCACAACAUGUCGCCCUCCACUGGAUCUAUUGAACUUUGUGCUUGGCUAGUGCUUACUCCUCAUUAUGAUGUUGCUGGAUGUGUGCACAUGAAGCUGCCCUGUUAGCUCCGCCUUCGACCCGUCUACAUGGAGAAGAGUAAUUAUUCACGUCCCUCGUGUCCUUUUUAAAAUGUGAACGUCAUGAGGUUUAACUGCUGGGCUGUUUUAUUGUUGCUAUUCCUCUGUGUAUAGUAGUAACUUUGGCUAUACGCUGCUACUGCUAGUCUUACAUUAGUUGGUUACUCUCCCAGCCCUUCAAGAUAUGGCAUAAAUACACUUAUUGCUCAUCCAGCUAUCAAUACGGUCAUAAACAGACAUUUUUGUGUCGGUUCUGUGUAUUACAGCAUAACCAGUUGUCUCUACUAAGUAUAAAACCUCGUAGUUCAGCUCUGUAAUUCAGUGUUGACCAGAAUCCAGCACUUUGUUGUACCUUUAUCAUAGCUUAGCCGCUGAGCUGUUGGCAUCUGUGUAGUGUUAUGGCUGUGCUUAAGACGAGGGUCUGAUGUGUCAGAUCAGUAGAUCUCAAAGCAAUUUCAGUGGGCGGACAGGUCCGACCACAUUAAAUGAAUACGCAGUCUGUGAAAAUCAGACUAGGCAAAUGUUUCUCAUUCUACUAUGAUUGACUCUUAAGAUUGAUUGAUUAUGAAAGUGUUACUUAUGUCUUGGAUUAAUGACCUAUUAAUGAAUUAAUGUGAAUUCCUAAGGCCUGUUAUUCAAAGUGGUUGUCUUCAGAUAAUCGUUGACUUCUCCGUGCCUCAAACGUCCAGCUUGAGACAAGCUGGAGAAGCACCUGUCUGCUCCUCAUUGCCAAAUCAGCAGCAUAACCUCUGUCUGAGCAAUGAACAAAGAGCUACAUGUAACACCCUCCAUAUUUAAGGUCUUUGUAAUAUUUUUAUUAAUAUUAUUGAAUUUUUAAGUUGAACACCUUUAGCGGGUGCAGGUUACUAUUCCCUUGCAAUGUGUUAGUUGAAUUAAUGGGUUUGUUACAAAGAUGCAGGUUACUGAAAAUGCUAUUUAUGUUGUUCUGUAUGUACUAAGUUGUUGUGGUACAUAUGGGUGUGAUGUAUGCAGCUGUGGGAGGAAGUAACUGCAGAUGUUGGGUCAAUUCACCUGUAGGUUCUCCUUAAUCUAGUCAUAUGGAGAGGAUACAAAUCUGAGCAGAUAUGGCCAGUUUCCCAUUUUUUUUUCCUCAGUCAAAUACUAGGCUUAAUCCAUAUUUGGGAAUCUCGCCCUUAAUCUCCUCUGCGCUGAUUUUGUUAGUGUGUCCUGAAAACAUAGCAAUGCCUGUGACGCAUACCCCACUCCGCUGUGGGGAGACUUAUCCUCUCAUUCUCUCUUGGCUGUGCGAUGUGUAGGUCAUGAGCAUGUGUGAAAAUAGACUCUAAAAUCUCAGCCCCCAGCCCCAUACAGUUUGGCCAAUCUGAUUUCUUUCCUCACACGAGUUCUGGGAACUUGUGAAGCACAGCACACAUCAACACAUUUGUAACUUGUGAACUUUGAUGGCUUUUGUAUGACUUCAUAAGUUGUGUAAUGCUAUUAAAAAAACUAGCUCAUG
Alosa sapidissima (American shad) is the source of this 3912-nucleotide messenger RNA. It is a transcript of the gene trim23, whose product is annotated as tripartite motif containing 23. Gene Ontology annotation, biological process: intracellular protein transport; vesicle-mediated transport. Gene Ontology annotation, molecular function: zinc ion binding; GTP binding; GTPase activity. Lineage: Eukaryota; Metazoa; Chordata; Actinopteri; Clupeiformes; Clupeidae. The record is from RefSeq and is a predicted model, not a curated record. The transcript is spliced from 11 exons. Gene Ontology annotation, cellular component: cytoplasm; lysosomal membrane; plasma membrane. The coding region runs from base 8 to 1786 and encodes 592 amino acids.